Molecule: messenger RNA, 435 nt
Organism: Owenia fusiformis
Lineage: Eukaryota; Metazoa; Annelida; Polychaeta; Sabellida; Oweniidae
Source: the annotation of a GenBank genome assembly
CAUGAAAAUUGUCAUAAUCUGCUUGAUUGUCAUAGCAACAACAGGUGUGAAAGGACAUGAAGGAGACAAAAGGAGGCCAAACUCAUGCAGAUUCACCAAUGAAUGUUGGCAGAGACAAUGGUGUGACAUGGGUAAAUGCAAACCUAUGGUAGCAAUAGGACUACCAUGCAGAAAAAAUGAUGAAUGUAUUCACCUUUCAAAGUGUGUACCAUUGGGAAAUGGCACUUGUGAGGAAACUUGUAGAGUUGACAGUGACUGCUUACAAUUCAAAGAUGGCAAACACAAGUACUGCAGUGUGGGAGGAACUGCUGCCACACAGAAAGGCAGAUGUGAGAUGAAACAUGAAAGGGGAUAUCGCUGUGGGAGAGGACCAGAAUGCGCUGGUAAAAUGUUCUGCAAAAAUGGACAAUGCAGUAUGGCUGAGGAGGUGGUCCA